Messenger RNA from Nylanderia fulva, 2637 nucleotides. The record is from RefSeq and is a predicted model, not a curated record. NCBI's taxonomy places the organism in Eukaryota, Metazoa, Arthropoda, Insecta, Hymenoptera, Formicidae.
AUGACAUUACCAUGCAUGGAAAAUGGAAAAUGUAAGAAAAAUUUCCCAAAGCCGCAUACGAAUGACACUAUCACGGAUAUUGACGGUUAUCCAAUGUAUCGACGCAGAAAUACUGAGAAUGGUGGCCACACAUUCACGAUGCGACUGCCGAAUUCUACAAAUCAAGUAGAAUUUGAUAAUCGGUGGGUGGUACCAUACUCACCAUUACUUUCAAAAACUUAUGAGGCUCAUAUCAAUGUCGAGCUUUGCAGUUCUGUAAAAUCAAUUAAGUACAUUUGUAAAUAUGUAAAUAAAGGCAGUGAUUUGGCCAUGUUUGGAGUACAAAAUGUAAAUGAAAAUGACGAAAUUACACGAUACCAAAUGGGUAGAUACAUCAGCAGCAACGAAGCUAUUUGGCAUAUUCUUAGCUUUUCCAUACACGAAAGAGACCCUGCUGUCCAGCAUCUAGCAAUACAUCUUGAAAACGGUCAACGUGUAUACUUCACUGAAGAAAAUGUUCUCCAAAGAGCGCUUGAGGCUCCAAAAACGACACUAACUGAGUUUUUUACAUUGUGUCAAAGAUCUGACAUUUUUGGCCAAUUCGCAAAGACAUUGAUAUAUACUGAUGUUCCACGUUAUUUCACAUGGAACAAAUCUGGUAAAAAAUGGGUGCCACGAAAACAAGGAAAACCACAUCCUUCCGUUACAGGCAUAUUCAAAGCUAAGACAUUGGGGCGACUUUACACGGUAAAUCCAAAGCAACGUGAGUGCUUCUAUUUACGUUUAUUAUUGGUGAAUGUUCCCGGACCAACGUCUUUUGAAUUUCUGCGAACAGUCAACGGCCAAGUAUUCAAUACAUACCAAGAUGCAUGUCGUGAACUGCAAUUGCUAGAAGACGAUAACCAUUGGGACUUAACGCUUGCUGAUGCUGCGUUGACAUCAACGCCCAAUAACAUUCGUCAGCUGUUUGCAAUUAUUUUGACGACAUGUUAUCCAUCACAAGCACACACUUUGUGGGAAAAAUAUAAAAAUUGUAUGACAGAAGACAUAUUGCACCGAAUUAGACAAACAGAUCAAUGCCAAAACAUAGAUUAUACGCCUGAGAUGUAUAAUGAAGCGUUAGUGUUGAUCGAGGAUUUAUGUGUUUUAAUUUCAAAUUUACCACUUAAUCAUUAUGGUAUGCCAUCACCUGCUCGCCCAGCCGCCGACUUAGUCAAUACCGAUUUACAACGAGAAAAACAAUAUGACCAUCGUAAUUUAGCAACAAUUAUCGUGAACAGUGAGCCAUUACUGACAGCAGAACAAAAAAUUAUUUAUGAUCGGAUUAUGCUGGGUGUUGCUGCUGAACAAGGCGGUUUUUUUUUCUUGGACGCACCAGGUGGAACCGGUAAGACAUUUUUAAUAUCGUUGAUUCUUGCCAAAAUACGGUCACAACAGAAAAUCGCAUUGGCAGUCGCAUCGUCUGGCAUUGCGGCUACUUUGCUAGAUGGUGGGCGAACGGCACAUUCAACAUUCAAGCUGCCAUUGGACAUUCAUAAUAAGCCAAACGCAUUAUGUAACAUAAAAAAGAAUAGUGGAAUAGCUGCAGUGUUGCGGAAGAGUUCACUCAUAAUUUGGGAUGAGUGCACAAUGGCACACAAAUAUUCACUCGAGGCAUUGCAUAGAACUAUGCAAGAUUUAAAAGGCAAUGAUAAACUUUUCGGUGGUGCUAUCUUACUAUUAUCUGGUGAUUUGCGACAGACCUUACCGGUUAUACCUCGCUCUACUUUCGCGGAUGAGAUUAAUGCAUGUUUAAAACAAUCAUUUUUAUGGCGAAGUGUUGAAACACUUCGAUUGACUAUAAAUAUGCGCAUACAAUUGCAAAAUGAUCCAUCAGCACAAAUAUUUUCCGAACAAUUACUAGAUAUUGGGAACGGUAAAAUAGAACUGCAACCAAAUACGCAAUGCAUUAAACUGCCAGACAAUUUCUGCACUGUUCUUCACGGAAAAAAUGAAUUGAUUCAGAGUAUUUUCCCGGAUAUACAGAGUAAUUACUUGAAUCAUAACUGGCUCAGUGAUCGGGCUAUUUUGGCAGCCAAAAAUGUUGAAGUUGACGAAAUUAACUUCCAGAUACAACAGUUGUUACCAGGCGAUCUGAUGUCUUUUAAAUCAAUCGAUACUGUUGUUGAUGAAAAUGAAAGUGUAAAUUUUCCAAUUGAAUUUUUGAAUUCACUGGAUAUACCUGGAAUGCCACCACAUAAUCUUCGAUUAAAGAUUGGUUCACCUAUCAUUCUUUUGCGUAAUUUGAAUCCACCUCGAUUAUGCAACGGUACGCGUUUGGUCAUCAAAAAAAUCACCGGAAAUAUUCUUGAAGCAACCAUUUUAACUGGAAAGUUUAAAGGAGAAGUGGUCCUGUUGCCACGUAUUCCAAUGAUACCGUCAGAUUCUACGAUACCCUUCAGAAGGCUACAGUUUCCAAUUCGUUUAGCUUUUGCCAUGUCCAUAAAUAAGUCUCAAGGUCAAACAAUGUCCAUUUGUGGUUUAGAUUUGGAAAAUCCAUGUUUUUCUCAUGGGCAACUAUAUGUUGCAUGUUCACGUGUAGGAAAACCGUCGAAUCUAUUUGUGUUAGCUAAAGACAGGUUAACCAAAAAUAUUGUGCACCGAUUAGUGCUAAAUUGA